AUGUCGGUUCCGCCUGCCCUGCAGAUCCGAGAGGCGAAUGCACACCUGGCAGCCGUGCACCGACGCGCGGCGGAGCUGGAGGCCCGGCUGGACGCGGCGGAGCGCAUGGUGCGCGCCCAGGCCGAGCGCCUGGCCCGCCACGACCAGCAGCAGCGGGCCGCCCUGGACGAGCUGGGCCGCGCCAAGGACCGUGAGAUUGCUGCUCUGCAGGAACAACUGCAGACCUCUGAGGCCACUGUCCACAGCCUGAAGGCCACUGUGCACCAGCGGGACAAGCUCAUCCAGCAGCUGCAGCCCCGGGCCGAGCUGCUGCAGGACAUCUGUCGCCGCCGGCUGCCCUUGGCUGGGCUACUGGCUGCCCUGGCUGAGGCCGAACGUCUGGGGCCCCUGCCAGCCAAUGACCCAGACCACCCACUCCCUGGUGGGCCUGGUCCACCUCUUGCCAACAGCACUGGGGACGAGGGGGACAGGGACCACCUCCAGCCUGCUGUGUUUGGGACCACAGUGUGAGCCCCGAAGUACAGAUUCCAGAAUGAAGACUGAAGGCUCCUCUCUUUAGGGACUUCCACUGCUGUGGGUGUCCUUUGGGGUCACCAAGUGUCCUGGAGGGGACCCCAUGGCAGAGUGGUAAUCCUGUCCAAGUAUCAAAACAAGCUAAAAAGUCAAAAGUUUUGAAACAGGCCCACAGGCCAAAUGCGGAUGUUUAGCUCAGACAAGUUUUGUUUUGUUAAGUUCUGUUUUGUUUUAAACUUUGAAUCAAUCACCCAUGUUGAGAAACUGGCAAUGCUUACACAAAAAAAUCUGGAUUUCUAGCUUCAGACUUGGCUAUGCUUGCCUGGAUCAGAGUCCCGGGUACACUCUGUAGCCAGGGUGUGAGUUUCCACUUGUCCUCUCCCCUUUCUUAGGUUAUCCGUCUAGCCCCCAAAGCAUCUGAGUUUGAGACCUCUCUUUUUUCUGUCUGGUGGAGGCAGAUGGUAUCAAGUUCCAUAUUAGUUUGAAUUUUCCUUCCCCUUUUUCCCCCUGCCCUGAUUCUUAUUUCUCAUUAAGUAUCCCCCAUCCUGGGGCUAAAGCUUGAACUUUUUUUUAUCCCAGACCAAACUUGGGAGCUUCAAGCCUCAUGCUAUCUAUCUUACAGUGGUUGUAUGAAGACAAUUUUUUAAUCCUAUAUAUUUUCCCUAACUAUGUCCUUCCCUCAACCUUUAACCCAGAAGGAAGAGCAGGCUGGUGAGAAAGACUGAGAUGCUGGCAACUGCGUUGCCCAGGAAGUGUGCAUCCCUCAACCUUUUCCUGAUGGCGGCCUGCCUCAGGACUUUGCACUGGCUGUUUCCUCUGCCUAGAAUGCUCUUCCCCCUGAGCUCCACAUGAUUGGUCACUCAGGUCUUUUCUCAAAUGCCACCUCCCCAGAGAGGCCUUUCCUGACCACCUUAUCUGAAGGAAUUCCUCCUCCUACCCCCAGACCUUGCCAUUACCCCAUUUUAUUUUCCUUAACAGAACUUUUUACCAUCAGAGUAUAAGCUCCAUAAGGGCAGGGAUUUUUGUCUCUCUUGUUCUAUUUUUGUU
Messenger RNA from Galeopterus variegatus (Sunda flying lemur), 1560 nucleotides. It is a transcript of the gene VMAC, whose product is annotated as vimentin-type intermediate filament associated coiled-coil protein. The record is from RefSeq and is a predicted model, not a curated record. NCBI's taxonomy places the organism in Eukaryota, Metazoa, Chordata, Mammalia, Dermoptera, Cynocephalidae. The transcript has 2 exons. The coding region runs from base 1 to 510 and encodes 169 amino acids.